AUGCAAACGGCGGAGGCGGCGGGGGGGGCCCUGCGAGUUUCCACACCCCCCCGCCGCCUCCGCCGUUUGCCUCGGGAGCCAAACGGAGACGCACACCCCCGGAGCGCCCAGCGCCGCGCCCGCGGGGCACGAACGGAUGGCGGCGCCGGAACUGGCGGGCGCCGACGAGGGGAAGCUGCGAGCGCGCCGCCGCUGCCGGGGCUGCUCGUUCUUAUCCUGCUGCUCCUCCCGGUGACGCGGCGGGGAGCGGCCGCGACGCCCGCCUGGGACCCGGCCGGUUACCUGCUCUACUGCCCCUGCAUGGGUCGCUUCGGGAACCAGGCCGAGCACUUUUUGGGAGCCCUGGCCUUCGCCCGCGCCCUCAACCGGACCCUGGCCGUGCCGCCUUGGAUCGAGUACCGGCACCACCGCCCGCCCUACACCAACCUGCAUGUCCCCUACUCGGAGCACUUCAGGCUGGAGCCGCUCCAGCGGUACCACCGCGUCCUCAGCCUGGAGCAGUUCAUGGAGCACCUGGCCCCCCUGCACUGGCCGCCCGGACGGCGGGUGGCUUAUUGCUUCGAGGCGGCGGCGCAGAGGAGCGCGGACAAAAGCACUUGUCCCAUGAAGGAUGGAAACCCGUUCGGUCCGUUCUGGGAUCAGUUCCAAGUGGAUUUUGAUAAGUCUGAGCUCUUCAAGGGAAUUUCCUUCAGUCCUGCUUACAAGGACCAUUGGAUCCAAAGGUUUCCACCCUCUGAGCACCCUGUCCUUGCCUUACCUGGAGCUCCAGCCCAGUUCCCUGUCUUGGAGGAGCACCGGCCCCUCCAGAAGUACAUGGAGUGGUCUGAUGGAAUGGUGAAGAAGGGAGAAGCCUAUAUCCAGUCUCUGCUGGUCCGGCCCUACGUUGGGAUUCACCUGAGGAUCGGUUCGGACUGGAAAAACGCCUGCAACAUGUUGAAGGACGGGACGGCCGGGCCUCACUUCAUGGCUUCACCCCAGUGUGUGGGCUACGACCGGAGCGCUGCGGUGCCUCUCACCAUGGACAUGUGCCUGCCAGACCUCAGGGAGAUCAAGCGUGCUCUCAAGGUCUGGGUGACAAAGACUGAAGCUAAAUCCAUUUAUAUCGCUACUGAUUCCGAGCCCUACACAACGGAAAUACAGCAGUUCUUCCAAGGAAAGCUCAAGGUUGUCAGCUUGCAGCCAGAAGUGCCUCAGGUUGAUCUGUACAUCCUUGGCCAGUCCGAUCACUUCAUCGGGAACUGCGUCUCUUCCUUCACCGCCUUUGUGAAAAGAGAGCGCGACAUCCACGGGAAACCCUCCUCGUUUUUUGGCAUGGACCACCCCCCCAGGUUACGGGAUGAGUUCUGAGCAAAGGAGGAACAGGCUCUGUGGUUCUCAGGGCUGUGAGCUCAGCCCUUGGUGCUGCAGGUUCCCCCGUGUGCAGUCACUUGCUGGGCUGCCCACACCUGCUCCUGCCCUCUGACGCUCCUCACGGUCAUUUCUAGACUGUUCUCUCUGUCAUCUCCUGUAUUUCCAACGUGAGGUCAGAUAGAAUUUUUAAAUCCUAUAGUUUAUAGGGAACUGUAAACUACAUAUAGUUUUUUAAGAUGUAGUUUUUUAUAGCUCUCCAUUCUCACUCUUUGGGGCUCACCAGCGAUCAUGAUGAAGCAGCUGCUCAGAUUUCCUCUUCUUUUUUUUAACGUUAAUUCUUAACUCUUACCUAGAGAUGUUUUGAAGCUUCUUGCUCAAAGCUGACCAUAAUUGGUUCUUUUAAUUGCAAAAGUAUUGUCAGGCAUAUCAGGAUCCCUGGAAAGGGUGUGCAAGGUGAAGCUUGGAGCUGAAAAAGCUCUAAGUUUAUUGAGGGCAGCUGUUGCCUUACCAGAUGCCUGUCGCUUUAGUGCCUCAGUGUCCCUCUCCCUGUCCAAAGAGAUUCCAUUCCCAGUGCUGGGGGGCCCUGGAUCCCUUCAGCAGUGCUGGAGGAGCAGAGUGGGGCACAGUGGCAGCUGCCUCUUCAGCGUCUGUGUCAACAUGGGGGAAGGCACAUGCAGGGACACAGGAGAUCUGUCACAGCCAGGCCAGAGGUGGAGAUUUAGGGCUUGUAGCUUUGUAGCUGUUGAUGUCGGUGAGGUCUGUGGGAGGAGCGAAACUUUAAGCCAGGAUUAUUAAAGUAGCUGUAGUUGGGUUGGGUACGUCAUGCUUGGGUCUAUGGUAGUGGUUUCUGUUUGGUUUUGUACUUUAUAAAAUAACCCCUCUGAGA
Manacus vitellinus (golden-collared manakin) is the source of this 2236-nucleotide messenger RNA. It is a transcript of the gene POFUT1, whose product is annotated as protein O-fucosyltransferase 1. Gene Ontology annotation, biological process: protein O-linked glycosylation via fucose; regulation of Notch signaling pathway; Notch signaling pathway. Gene Ontology annotation, cellular component: endoplasmic reticulum. The record is from RefSeq and is a predicted model, not a curated record. NCBI's taxonomy places the organism in Eukaryota, Metazoa, Chordata, Aves, Passeriformes, Pipridae. Gene Ontology annotation, molecular function: peptide-O-fucosyltransferase activity.